Molecule: messenger RNA, 3193 nt
Organism: Tripterygium wilfordii
Lineage: Eukaryota; Viridiplantae; Streptophyta; Magnoliopsida; Celastrales; Celastraceae
Product: glutamate receptor 3.6
Exons: 7
Coding region: 300-3053 (917 amino acids)
Cellular component (GO): plasma membrane
Molecular function (GO): glutamate-gated receptor activity
Source: RefSeq, a predicted model, not a curated record
AAAUCAAGGAGGACCACCACUAACCAGAAAAAUAAUUAAAUGGCACUCUCAGUCCCAGGCCCAACCCUCUUCGUCAACACUAUUUCAAUACACUUCACAAUCAGCUCUCUUGCAUCUUAUCUUCCUGGCCCUUGCCAAUAAGCUGUGCCUUUGAUGCUUUGGUUCUGUUUGCCGGGACAAAUUUUUGAGAUGGUCGCUGCUAAAGCUACUCUGUUUCAGCUACCUUUCACAUAAAUUUUUUAAGGGAAAAAAAAAGCACUGAAUCACGGUUUGCUGAUUAGAAUUUGGUCACCACUAGAAUGUUUUGGCUUGUGGUGUUAUUGCUCGUCUCCGCUGGGAUUCCUAUAAAAGGUGUUGGCACAAAUGCCACUUCGAGACCAGAUUUUGUGAACAUUGGGGCUGCUAUGGCAUUCAAUUCUACUAUAGGCAAGGUCGCAAAAAUUGCAAUAGAAGCUGCAAUCAAAGAUGUGAAUUCCAAUCCAUCAGUUCUUGGUGGAACUAAGCUUAAAGUUAAAAUUCUGGACACCAAACGUAGUGGGUUUGUAGGGAUUAUGGAUGCUCUGGAGUUCAUGGAUAGUGAAGCCGUAGCCAUAAUUGGCCCCCAAUCUUCUGUGACGGCUCAUGUGGUAUCUCAUGUUGCAAAUCAGCUUCAGGUCCCUUUGUUGUCAUAUUCAGCAACGGAUCCUACCCUUUCUCCACUUCAGUUCCCAUUCUUUGUUAGGACAUCUCAGAAUGACCUGUAUCAGAUGGCUGCAAUAGCUGAAAUUGUUAACUAUUAUGAAUGGAGGGAGGUUAUAGCAAUAUACACGGAUGAUGAUCAUGGGAGGAAUGGUAUAGCUAUAUUGGGGGAUAAGCUUACAAAGAAACGAUGUAAGAUAUCAUAUAAAGCACCUUUGAGUCCUGCAGCCACCCGGGAAGAAAUCACUGAUUUGCUGGUUAAGGUUGCUUUAACUGAGUUUAGGAUUCUAGUUGUUCACAUUUCUGCAGAUUGGGGUAUUUUAGUGUUCAAUGUAGCUAGGUAUCUGGGCAUGAUGGGACCUGGGUAUGUUUGGAUUGCUACUCAAUGGCUUUCUACUGUCUUGGAUACUAAUUCUCCCCUUUCUGCCGAGACAAUGGAUGAUAUUCAAGGAGUUCUUACGCUUCGUAUGUACACACCAGAUACAGAAUUCAAAAGGAAGUUAGUUUCUAGGUGGAGCAACUUGACUAGUAACACAACAGGAUAUGGACCUAUAGGCCUGAGUGCUUAUGGUCUAUACGCAUAUGACACUGUCUGGCUGCUUGCUAAUGCAAUCAAUGCAUUUUUCAACCACGGUGGGUCCAUUUUCUUUUCGAAUAUUUCAACAUUAACCCCCAAACAUGGAGGCGGAAAGCUGCAUCUUGAUUACUUAAGCACCUUCACUGCUGGAAAUCUUUUGCUUCAGAGCAUACUUCAGGUCAAUAUGACUGGUGUAACUGGCGCAUUCAAGUUUACUCCGGAUAGAAACCUAAUAAAUCCUGCAUAUGAAGUCAUCAAUAUAAUCGGCACUGGAUACAGGAGGAUUGGUUAUUGGUCUAAUUGCUCGGGCAUAUCAGUUGUGUCACCAGAUACUCUACACUCAAAGCCACCUAAUCCAUCCCAUUCAAACCAAAGACUAUACAGCGUUAUUUGGCCGGGACAAACAAUAGAGAAGCCUCGUGGGUGGGUAUUUCCGAAUAAUGGAAGGUAUUUGAAAAUUGGAGUCCCAAACCGUGUUAGUUAUCGUCAGAUAAUCUCACUAGUGCAAGGCACUGAACUUUUCACUGGGUACUGCUUUGAUGUAUUUACUGCUGCUCUGAACUUAUUGCCGUACGUCGUACCAUAUAAGUUAGUUCCAUUUGGAGAUGGUCAUAACAACCCAAGUCACACUGAACUUCUGCGUUUAAUAACAGCAGGCGAAUUUGAUGCAGCAGUCGGAGACAUUGCAAUCAUUACUAACCGUACGAGGAUGGUUGAUUUUACACAGCCGUAUGUUGAGUCAGGGCUGGUGGUAGUUGCUCCGGUUAGGAGGUUGAAUUCUGAUGCUUUGGCAUUCUUGAGGCCUUUCACACCUAUGAUGUGGGGUGUCACUGCUGUCUCUUUCCUCGCUGUGGGUGCAGCUGUUUGGAUUUUGGAGCACAGGUUGAACAAUGAUUUCCGAGGACCUCCUAACAGACAAGUUGUCACCAUUUUAUGGUUUAGCUUUUCAACUUGGUUCUUUUCCCAUAGGGAGAGUGUUAUCAGUAUACUGGGUCGCCUUGCGCUGAUUGUUUGGCUUUUUGUAGUGUUUAUAAUAAACUCAAGCUACACUGCAAGCCUUACCUCAAUCCUUACCGUGCAGCAUCUUUCUUCUCCUAUUAAAGGGAUUCAGAGUUUAAUGUCGAGCAACGAACCCAUUGGCUACCAGCAGGCUUCAUUUGCCCGAAAUUACCUAAUUGAAGAACUUGGCAUUCAUGAAUCCAGACUUAUUCCCCUUAAGUCCCCCGAAGAGUUUAACCAGGCCUUGAAAGAUGGACCUAAGAGGGGUGGUGUUGCCGCAGUUGUCGAUGAACGUGCAUAUGUAGAGCUCUUCCUCUCUACCAGAUGUGAAUUCAGCAUUGUCGGUCAAGAGUUCACCAAGAAUGGGUGGGGAUUUGCAUUUCCAAGGGACUCACCUUUAGCAGUUGACCUGUCGACUGCAAUUUUGAAGCUAUCAGAAAAUGGGGAUCUCCAAAGGAUCCAUGACAAAUGGCUUAUGAGAAUUGCUUGCAGUUCACAAGGUGCAGAGCUAGAAGUUGACAGGCUACCAUUUAAAAGUUUCCGGGCUCUGUUUGUUAUGUGUGGGUUAGCUUGCUUACUCGCUCUGGCAAUAUACUUCACCAAGAUUGCAUGCCAGUUCAGCCGGCAUUACUCAGGUGAAGUAAAGCCCUCUGGUCGAGGCUCACGAUCUGCACAACUCAUGACAUUUCUUUCAUUUGUCGAUGAAAAAGAAGAGGAAGUGCAGCACCGCUCCAAGAGACGGCAUCUAGAGGGAGCCUCUAACAGAACAGAGGAACACGGGAGCAGUUUCAGGGAAUGAUGUCUUGACAUUUGAUAGUUAUAAAACUGGAAGCACGAAUGCUCAUAGCAAAUCUAGGAACUACAUCUCAGAAAAAAGUUUAAAAAUACUGGCUAUGCUUUGUCUAUUCUUAUUUUCAAUGAUAUUUAUUGGAGUUCAUA